GCGGAGCCGAGCCAAGAGGAGGAUCCCUUUGCCAAUCUGCUCAGUCUGAAGCUGCACAAGCCGGCGCAUUGGAAUUGGGAGCUGACCACAUCCCGCAGCUGCAGCAACAUUGCACUGCCUCGGAUCCUGCUCUAUGAUCAUACGGGUGCGCUGCUCGUAGAUGCCAACAGCCAAACGGAGCUCAGCUAUCGCUCACACACGCUCGCGCCUACGCCUACGCCUACGUCUACGCCCACCACAACCACAGCCGGAGGCACAAGAAGUGGAGCAAGAUCGCAGGCGGGCUCAGGCAUUGAAUCUUCUGUCGGACGUCAUCGCAAGCGGGCAGCCACCGCUAAUUUGGGCCAGUGCCUGCGUCAAGCACUGCACACGGACUUCCAUGGCCUGCAUAUUGCGGAAGCCACGCCCAGCACCACGCCCACCACACGCUCGCCGUCGCGUCUUCAUGGUGGCAGUUGCAUCGACUUCAGCACUCACGAGCUGCCCAACUAUACGGAGCAGCGCCCACUGAGCUCCGAAAGGCGCUCCAGUUCCCUGCGAGGUGUGCGCUUCCAUGAGGCCGAGCAGCCGACCACUUACCCUACGCCUCCCUCAACGAGCACCCUGACCACCACAGCGAAUUCCUCGUCGUCCGGACCGCGCGAAAAGCGACGCUAUAGACGAUCUCAUAGCUCAGGACGCGUCAGUGGAAGCUCCAUACUGGAGCGCUUUAGCAUGACCAGAGGCCGUUACUCAUCGCCCGAAUACGCCACUGAGGAGCAGUUGCAGCAUGCACCACGCUACUACCUGAGAAGCAGCAAGGCCGGCACGCUAGUCAUCAAGGAUGACAGCUUCAGUCGAGUGCGCCAGCGACGCCGCCGGCCCCGACACUCCUCGACUGAGAAUGUGCUCAACGAGAGUACUCCAAGCAGAUCCGUGCUGGUCACGACAACAGCGGCCGCAGCUGUGGCAACGUUGGGGGCGGCGGCGCCGCUGCCGGCAAUGCCGCUGCCGGCAAUGCCGCUGAGCAAUGGACGCAAGCGUGGCUGCUCGACGCAGCGACGCCAGCAGAGUGCGACACAUCGCCUGUCCACAUCGGAGGAAGAAGAGCAGGGCAGGGACGAAGCACGUGGCAGGCGACCACAACGUCGAUAUGGCAAGAAUUUAACGAAGGAACUCAUCACGGUCGAUCCGGAGAAUUGUGUUUAUCGUGCGACGACGGCCGCCACGGCGCGCUGAAGGAGCUCGGCGACUCGGCACUUGUUGACGACAAUGACGAUGCUUGGGAUGGCGAUGAUGCUGCGGAUGAUGAUGUCACAAGCCACUCACUGAAUACAUAUGUACUACUUACUUGUAUAUGCAUGCUUAUGGCCACUUAGUUCUUCCAAUAUUCACUCGUACGUCCAGCUCGUCGCUGUUGUUGUUGUUGUUGUUCCUGCUGUUCUUCAGAUCUUUGUUCGCCUGCGUUUGAUUUCUCGGCACAUUUUCAUGAGCUGCGUGCGCCAUGUGAUGUACAAUUUGUACAUACGAAUAUAUAUGUAUGUAUAGACUAUUCUAUGUACAUUGUGCCGUAUAUAAAAAUGUUGUUUUUGUUUACGGCCCGCCGUCGUUGGCAUAUUGUAGAAUAAAAUAAAUAAAUAAAUGGUAAAUGUAGCGCAAGCUGUAGAUAAAUAAAAGUGCCGGCUACAUACAUACCUCAAGGCUUUAAAAAUGUGUUUAAAUAAUUUUGAAUUCGCGAUAAGCCUGAUGAUUAUUCGAUACGAGAAGGAAUAUUAACUCUCAGCAUACUACAAGUAAUUAUAUAUAUAAAAAUGUCAUUGAUAAACCCCGAAAUUACUGAACCGAUUUCAAUUAAAUUUCACAUGUAUCUGUAAUUUGGUUUCACUUAGUACAAGAUAGAAGAGUUUUUAACUCUUUUAAACCCUAACAGACAGUGCCCGAAGACCUGGUGUGAAUACGGAAUAUGGAACGUAUGGAUAACACAUACUAUAUGUAGGCAGAAAAAUCUUAUUACAAACCAUAUAUAGGGUCAAUAUUGUAUAUAGCAUUUGUAGAACUGAUCUGUGUAAAUGAAUAUAGAUAAAUAAAUAAAUGAAU
Messenger RNA from Scaptodrosophila lebanonensis, 2076 nucleotides. RefSeq lists its product as uncharacterized. The annotation marks the transcript as partial. The transcript has 2 exons. The record is from RefSeq and is a predicted model, not a curated record. Lineage: Eukaryota; Metazoa; Arthropoda; Insecta; Diptera; Drosophilidae.